Molecule: messenger RNA, 1510 nt
Organism: Prosopis cineraria
Lineage: Eukaryota; Viridiplantae; Streptophyta; Magnoliopsida; Fabales; Fabaceae
Exons: 7
Coding region: 221-1102 (293 amino acids)
Source: RefSeq, a predicted model, not a curated record
AAAAGAAGAAGGGACCCACUGUUCCCUCACCCGAUUGCAUGCAAGAUUUGCGAGUAUGAUACAUCUCCAACAAACUCGAUCGUGAUUAUAAAUUAAAAUGCCUCGUCAUAGCUUCAAUUUGAAAUAUUCAUUUGUCCAAUUCAAAGGGUCUCUUCUGGGUGACUCGCUUUUCGUUCUUCAGUUUCAAUAGAAGAAGAGACUUAGACUUACUCUGGAGAAGAUGAAGGGAUUGCUUUAUGUUAUCGUUGUCUCUGUCAUAGUUUCAGCUUGCGUUCCAGUUUUGCAAUGCUCCAAGAAGCCCGUGGGAAGCGCUAGAAAGGAAGACAUUCCGUACAUCAAAUGCCGAGUCUGUGAAAAGCUCGCGAAGCAAUUGUAUCUGCAGGUUCAGAAAAAGCAAGUAGAGAUCAUCCCAAAGAAGAUAUCAGAGUACCAGGUCAUUGAGAUAGCAGAGAAUGUUUGCAACCUGAAAAAGGCAGGAGCAGAUUGGAUUUUGCAUAUAGAUAUUGUAGAAAAAGAAGAUAGGUUAGAGCUGGUGGAGCAAGAGUCUGAGGGACAAUGCAAUUCUGAAUGCAAGACAAUCGAGCGUGCUUGUCAAGAGGUAAUUGGAUAUUAUGAUACAGAUGUUGCUGAAUAUCUUUACAACUCCAAGCCUAAUAUUGAUUCGCUGUUCAAUUUCCUGUGUAAAGACAUCACUAAAGCAUGCAGUACCAAGCCACCUCCUGUCCCUAUGGACAGGAGUGCUGGAGAGCCCUUCAUUCCAAAGUCGUCAAAGGAGGCUGAAAUGGAAAAGCUACAAAAAUCUAUGGAGGGCAUGCCAGGAGCACCGAGUUUGAAGAUGUACUCAAGGGAUGAUUUGAUGAACAUGCAGAAUUUUGGCGCUGAUGAUGACGAUGAUGACGAAGCAGAUUUACCAUUAAAAUUGGGAAAAGUUUUGAGGGAUAAAGAUGGUCCAAAAAAUUACUGGAAACAGAAGCUAAGAAAAGGAUUUGCAGAGGCAAGCAUGACACUGAAGAAACAUGCAAAUAAGGUCUCCAAUCGUAUACGACCGUGGUGGAGGGGAAAAAAGACAACCUCUUCAAAGAAGGGCAAGUCGGAACUCUAAUUCCCGCACUAAUCACCUGAUUGCCGAACCACUUUAGGCUUUCCUGAUGAUAAGUUGACAAAGCUUAUUAUAGGCCUCUGUUGUUUGUUCCCAGGAUUGUCGAGUGGUUAGUGCAAAAGAAAGACUGAAAGAAUGAAAGAAAGAUUUUCGAGUGAACAAAUAGAAAGGCAAUCAAAUUAAUUCACCGAAAAAGAAAGGCAAUCAAAGUAGAGUUUCACAAGUUCUACCUUAGCAGUGAAGACCUCUGUUGGCCUCUUAAAGAGUGCUUUGGUGGGUGAUAGUAAAGUAACUGACCGAGACGAGAGAGAAAAAUAUAGUUUUUUUUUUCCCCCAAGCCUUUUGACUAAGAUAAAGUAUUUAUUGUAGGCUUAAUUGUAAACUAUCAAUGAGAUUUCAAAGUUCUCUUCA